GAGAAGAAAGGGCGCAGGGGGCUGCUGCGUUGCUUAGCCCUAUUCAUAAGUAAACGGUGUUGCGUGUGGGACGGUCCAGCCGAGGCCGCAUCCUUCAUACAUAGAUAACAGUUACAGUAACGUUACGCCGCUUUGCAAGUAUCUAAGAUACCUGAUAAUCCAUUGGCAGUGUGAAGAGGAGUAGGGCGGGGGCGGAGCAUCGCAGGCGGUUCCUUGCGCGACGCCACGAUGGCGGACCGCAAACCAAUUGAGCUAGCAGAAGGAUGGUCCUUUAUGGAGAAAGGCAUCCAGAAGCUCAUCCGGCUAUUGGAGGGAGAACCUGAGGACCAGUUUAACGCUGAGCAGUAUAUGCACCUGUAUACGACUAUCUACAACAUGUGUACGCAAAAACCUCCGCACGAUUACUCCGAGCAGCUCUACGGAAAGUACCGCGAGGCGUUCAACAACUACAUUAAAGACAGGGUAUUACCGUCCCUGUUGGAGCAUCGCGACGACGUCCUGCUCAAGGAGCUCUACCAGCGAUGGAACAACCACAAGCUCAUGGUCCGCUGGCUAUCACGGUUUUUCAACUACCUAGACCGGUACUACGUGCUGCGUCACUCGCUGCACCCGCUCAAGGACGUGGGCCUGCUGUGCUUCAAGGAGCUGGUGUACUCCUCCAUCAAGCGCCCCGCACGUGAUGCCGUACUGGCGCUGGUGGAGAAGGAGCGCGAGGGCGAGCUGGUGGACCGGGCGCUGGUCAAGAACAUCCUGGGCAUCUUCAUCGAGCUGGGUAUGGGCGCCAUGGAGUGCUACGAGCGCGACUUCGAGGAGGCGCUGCUGGCGGAGACGAGCGCGUUCUACAGGCGCAAGGCGUCGGAGUGGAUCGAGCAGGACUCCUGCCCCGACUACAUGCUGAAGGCGGAGGAGUGUCUGCGUCUGGAGGAGGAGCGGGUGGACACCUACCUGCACGCCUCCACGCGGCCCAAGCUGCUGCGCGAGGUGGAGGCGGAGCUGCUGAGCAACUACGAGCAGCGGCUGCUCACCAAGGAACACAGCGGCUGCGCGGCGCUGCUCAAGGACGAUAAGACCGAGGACCUGGCGCGCAUGUACCGCCUGUUCCAGCGCAUCCCCAAGGGGCUGGACCCGGUGGCGGACAUCUUCAAGGAGCAUGUGGACAGCGAGGGCAUGAAGCUGGUCAAGGAGGUCACGGAGGCUGUGGAGCUAUCCAAGGAGAAGGCCGCCAAGUCCGGCCCCUCCCGCGACACCGGCAGCAGCUCGGAGCAGCAGUACGUGCGCUGCGUCAUCGAGCUGCACGACAAGUACCUGGCCUACGUGGGCACCUGCUUCGCGAACAGCAGCCUCUUCCACAAGAGCCUCAAGGAGGCGUUUGAGAACUUUGUGAACAAGAGUGUGGCGGGCAGCACCAGUGCGGAGCUGAUGGCGUCGUUCUGCGACAACCUGCUGAAAAAGGGCGGCUCGGAGAAGCUGUCUGACGAGGCGAUCGAGGAGACGCUGGAGAAGGUGGUGAAGCUGCUGGCGUACGUGAGCGACAAGGACAUGUUUGCGGAGUUCUACCGCAAGAAGCUCUCCCGGCGGCUGCUGCAGGACAAGUCCGCCUCCGACGACCACGAGCGCUCGCUGCUGUCGCGGCUCAAGCAGCAGUGCGGCGCGCAGUUCACGUCAAAGAUGGAGGGCAUGGUCACGGACCUGCAGCUGGCCAAGGAGAAGCAGCAGCACUUCGACGACUGGCUCAAGGACAAGGGCAAGAAGCUGUCCAUCGACCUGUCCGUGACGGUGCUCACCACGGGCUUCUGGCCCACCUACAAGUCCAUCGAGGUGGCGCUGCCGCGGGAGAUGGUGGAGGGGGUGGAGGUGUACCGCAGCUACUACGACAUGGACUCAAAACACAGGAAGCUGACCUGGAUCUACACGCUGGGCACUGCCGUACUGCGAGGCAACUUCGACUCCAAGCCCAUCGAGAUGCAGAUGAACACGCUGCAGGCGGCGCUGUGCAUGCUGCUGAACGAUGUGGAUGAGCUGUCGUACCAGGAGGUCCAGGAGCGGUUGCGGCUGCCGGAUGACGACCUGCAGCGGCUGCUGCACUCGCUGGUGUGCGCCAAGUACAAGAUCAUCAAGAAGGAACCGGAGGGCAAGACCAUCAGCAAGAGCGACAAGUUCAGCUUCAACAACCGCUUCACGGACAAGAUGCGGCGCAUCAAGAUCCCGCUGCCGCCGCUAGACGAGAAGAAGAAGGUGAUGGAGGACGUGGACAAGGACCGGCGCUACGCCAUCGAUGCAGCCAUCGUGCGCAUCAUGAAGAGCCGCAAGGUCCUGCAGCACCAGACGCUGGUGAUGGAGGUGAUCCAGCAGCUGCAGCGCAUGUUCAAGCCCGACCUGAAGCUCAUCAAGAAGCGCAUCGAGGACCUCAUCCAGCGCGAGUACCUGGAGCGCGACAAGGACAACCCCACGCUGUUCAAGUACCUGGCGUAAGGAGGGGCGGACGGAGGGGGGCAGGAGGGAAGCGGCAAGAGGGAAGCUGCCUCAGGGGCGGAAGACAGCCAUGGCACUUGGAUUGGGUGGUGAUAUGGUUUGUGGAGGAGGAAGUUGCGGGGCAGAGGGGAAGGAGAGGCUGCGAGGGCGAGCCGAUGUGUAGAGGGGUGGAACGGGCUAGUCCGGGGAAGGAGUGUGGGAAGGAUGGGCGUAGGGAGCAUGAGGAGUGCUAGGGAGCGCCUGGUGAAGUCGAAGAGAUCCAGGGGUGGGAUGUCAGAAGUAGGAGAUGGGAGAAGGAGAAGCCAAGAGGAAGUCGCGCGUGGGGAGGCGGAGGAGGCGGGAAGAACUAGUGUGGAGUGUGGAGGGGGGGUCUGCAUGCAUGCAGGCGGCGGAAUGCAACGGGCCAGGGAGGAGAGCGAGGACACACGGUGAAUGGGUGCUCUCGAUCUGUUGUGGUCCCUAAUUUCAGCCGUCGGGAAGGUCGAGGAAUGCGCAGCGAUGACCCAACACACCCGUAAGAGGGCAACGAACGAGACCACAUGAGUCCUUGCAUGCAGCAUCGGGGGAUUUGUUAUAACAUGCCCAGUCUAAUUGCCGCCAAGUCAAUUAAACCGCACGGCACAGGGAGGUGCACGGCUGUGUGCGCAUAUCAGGGCGGGUUGUGUUUCCAUGCCUGACGACUGCGUGUUUUUAACCAACUGCGUGUGUGUAUGUGUGUCAUUGACUGCGUGUGUAUCAUAAAAGCAGUGUGCACGUUAAGGGGCGGCUGUGCGACUCUACGACGGCCGUGGUUUUAUGUUUGCUGGUAUCGUCAAGUAUGGUACAGAUGUUACUUUUGUUUCGCCGUCUGCAAGGGAAGGUGCAGCGUGGCUGGUACGUGUGCCAUCCUUUUUCUGUGGGAACGACGUGUUGUAUUGUACGGCCUAUAUAGUCACGUGCGAUACGCCAUGCCUACCUUCCAUAGCCACACAUGCGGCCUUCGGGGUUGCUGCUUUGGACUUGGUGACCGAAGCUUGCGCUGGUUACGAAUUGGUGUGCGUGGUUUUGGAACUGAGCCAUACGUGUAACAAAACGCAGCUGAGUGUUCCUGGAUGCAAGGAGCAAUGCAUUAAAUCCGGCACAUCAGGAAUUGCGUUUGUGUGAAGCCCGAC
Molecule: messenger RNA, 3623 nt
Organism: Astrephomene gubernaculifera
Lineage: Eukaryota; Viridiplantae; Chlorophyta; Chlorophyceae; Chlamydomonadales; Astrephomenaceae
Source: the annotation of a GenBank genome assembly